AUGCUGCCCCACAGGUGUUCACGAAACAUUUUACCAACAACGUUUCCUCAGAUGUCAGCAUCGAACUUGCAGUCAUUCCUCAGUACCCUCCACGUCGAAGGAGAUGACUGUGGUGAGAAAAACAACCUCCAGCGGCGCGAUGUUGAGACCAAAGACCAAACGGACUCGACAUGCAAGAUACCUCCCCGUCCCAGCACUCCCAUCGAUCAGAUCGACUGCGAUGACAGCGAGCGAGAAGGACACGACUAUGGUUUACAGCAAUCGCACAUGAGCCUCCCUCGUAAGCUGACUCUGGACGAUGAUUUCUGGAGCCAAGCAUCAAGUGCCCAGACCAGAAGGGCCGAGAUGGCAAUGCAAAAUGGCGCCUAUCACCCGCCGCCUCAGAUGAGGAAUAACAUUGAAGACGAGAGGGCGGAGGAAGCGGAGGCUUACGUGCUGCGGCGAAUGAUUAUCAAUGCUAGUGCAAUAAACCAGCCGCCACCCGCGGACCGCGAUACUGCAUGGACUACGCUACCGGAGGGGAAGCCUGCUGGACGGGCUGUGCCAGCGCUAGGAAAGUCUGGGAAGCAUGAACCAGAGCGGAGGAAGCGAGAGCGUAGCCUGUCGCCAAUAUGCUGCCGCAAACGACGACCCAUUCCUGCUAACCAAUCAAGGGCUGCUCCAGAGCUGGCAGAGUCUGGCCAGCAUGAUCCGAAACCAUACGACAGUAUCCUAAGCCGGUCUUCUGUAUACAGACCAUGA
Fulvia fulva is the source of this 741-nucleotide messenger RNA. RefSeq lists its product as uncharacterized. NCBI's taxonomy places the organism in Eukaryota, Fungi, Ascomycota, Dothideomycetes, Mycosphaerellales, Mycosphaerellaceae. The record is from RefSeq and is a predicted model, not a curated record. The coding region runs from base 1 to 741 and encodes 246 amino acids. The transcript is spliced from 2 exons.